AGGCCCGCAACUGGUUGGCUGAUUAGCUCUGCCUGCAGCACCUGAGAGAUGGAACUUAAUUACCUGACCCUUGUAAAAGAGGGCAGCAGAAAACAGAGGAGGGGGACUGCAAUUCCCCCACAGAGCUGAGGGGCUGUGCUCCCAAUGGACUGCUACUGAACCGAGGAAUUGGUCCAGAAACAAAAUGAUGAGAAGGGAGACUCUGUGAAGUCCUUUAUUGCUGAGGCUCUGAGUUAAGGACUCUGAUCUGCAAGUAGUAAACGCCCUCAGCAGGAGCCUAAUAGAAGCACUUCUGAAAGACGCAGACGGCUCUUCUGUUUCACUUGAACAAGUUUAAAAAAAGAAGCAACCAUGGGAUGCAUUAAAAGCAAAGAGAACAAAGGUCCAACUAUGAAAUAUAGAACUGAUAGCCCUCCAGAACUUGUUAGUUCCCACAUCAGCCAUUAUGGAUCAGAUUCUCUCCAACCAACACAGUCGCCUGCAAUGAAGGGACCAUCAGUUAACUUUAACAGUCAUUCCAUGACUCCAUUUGGAGGACCUUCGGGGAUGACCCCCUUUGGAGGAGCCUCUUCCUCGUUUUCAGCUGUGCCAAGUCAAUAUCCUAAUAGUUUAACAGGUGGUGUAACUGUUUUUGUGGCCUUAUAUGAUUAUGAAGCUAGAACUACAGAUGAUCUUUCGUUUAAGAAGGGUGAACGGUUCCAGAUAAUAAACAACACGGAAGGAGACUGGUGGGAAGCAAGAUCCAUUGCGACAGGAAAGACUGGCUACAUCCCGAGCAAUUAUGUAGCUCCUGCAGACUCCAUUCAGGCAGAAGAAUGGUAUUUUGGUAAGAUGGGCAGAAAAGAUGCAGAGAGAUUACUUUUAAAUCCUGGGAACCAACGUGGUAUUUUCUUAGUACGAGAGAGUGAAACCACUAAAGGUGCUUAUUCCCUUUCUAUACGUGACUGGGAUGAGAUCAGAGGCGAUAAUGUGAAACACUACAAAAUCAGAAAACUUGACAGUGGUGGAUAUUAUAUCACAACUAGAGCCCAAUUUGAGACUCUACAGAAGCUGGUUAAACACUAUACAGAACAUGCUGAUGGCCUGUGUCAUAAACUAACGACUGUGUGUCCAACUGUGAAACCCCAGACCCAGGGACUAUCAAAAGAUGCCUGGGAAAUACCUAGAGAGUCUUUGCGGCUAGAAGUUAAGCUGGGCCAAGGAUGCUUUGGAGAAGUAUGGAUGGGAACUUGGAAUGGAACCACAAAAGUAGCAAUCAAAACACUAAAACCUGGUACAAUGAUGCCAGAAGCUUUCCUGCAGGAGGCUCAGAUCAUGAAGAAAUUACGACAUGAUAAACUUGUUCCGCUAUAUGCUGUUGUUUCUGAGGAGCCAAUCUUCAUAGUCACUGAAUUCAUGACAAAAGGUAGCUUACUAGAUUUCCUUAAAGAAGGAGAAGGGAAAUGCUUAAAACUUCCACAGUUAGUUGACAUGGCUGCUCAGAUUGCUGAUGGCAUGGCGUACAUUGAAAGAAUGAACUACAUCCACAGAGACCUUCGGGCAGCUAACAUUCUUGUAGGAGACAAUCUUGUGUGUAAAAUUGCAGAUUUUGGUUUAGCAAGGUUAAUAGAAGACAAUGAGUACACUGCCAGACAAGGAGCCAAAUUUCCAAUUAAAUGGACAGCUCCUGAGGCAGCAUUAUAUGGUCGGUUUACAAUCAAAUCUGAUGUGUGGUCAUUUGGAAUUUUGCUGACAGAACUGGUAACAAAGGGUAGAGUGCCAUAUCCAGGGAUGGUGAAUCGUGAAGUUCUGGAACAAGUAGAACGUGGGUAUAGGAUGCCUUGCCCACAGGGCUGUCCAGAGUCUCUCCAUGAAUUAAUGAAACUGUGUUGGAAGAAGGACCCUGAUGAAAGACCAACAUUUGAAUAUAUUCAGUCUUUCUUGGAAGAUUACUUCACUGCUACAGAACCACAGUACCAACCUGGAGACAAUUUAUAAGUCAACAACCUACAUAACAUGCACAAAUCUGCCAAAUGUAAAAGACUUUCAACGGGUUCCUCGCUUCUUUAAAGGAAUCAAAGGAAGGAAAAUCUUCACUCUGCAUGCUUUUAAUGGCAAACUGGAAUUCCACACUGCAGUUGCACAAAACCACUUUUAAACUGUUAUACCCUAAUUUACCAAUGAUGUGAUUUCCUCUCCCUUCCCCCCACCCCCCAAAAAAAUGAUUUCAGGGUCCAAAAGGAGUGUGCUGAAAUUACUCAGUGGUAAAGUGAGUGUUGGCAUGACAAUUACUAGCAAAAAAAAAAAGAAAACCCUAACAUUUUAAAUUAUUUACCUAGCAUUUAAUAAUACAUUCUAUUAAAGGGAGAAUUGUCUUCAAUUACACACGAGCUUGGGGUGGAAAAAAUUUUAAACAAAGGAACUUUAUGGGACCAAACAAUUCCAUUCCAGUUCUAUAAAAUUUCCUGUGUUCAGAAUUAGAUGAACUUUUUCCUUAAAGAUGGUACAGCCAUAUCUGAGAUACUGAUAGUAAUCUUCAGUUUAAGCUUCCUCUUGCAUGGACUUAAUUAGGAUAGACAAGGUUAAAACAGAAAUUUUAAACAGUGUAUGACAAACUUGAUUAAAUGCUAGACCUCAGUAGUGGAAUUGGAGAGAAUAAUGCACUGUGUUCAUAUUUCUAUUAAUGUAACUGGAAAGUAGCAUGAGAGAUUUUUCAUUUUUAUUUUUUUCUGCAUAGUUAAUAAUGAAGAUAACUAGAGAAUGAGGUAAUAUUUUAUAAAGUUGUGUUGAUAAAAUAUGAUAAAGUUUGAACUUGAAACCAUACAGUACAAUCAGAGGGAAAAUUCUCUAAUCUUUUAAGCUCCAAUCCUACAGUGAGCUCUGUGUAGGAAGACUACCUAAACAAAGCUCAUUGCAAGAUCAAGAUCUUAGCUGGUAAAUGGUCACCUUUAGACAGUACACAUCAAAACACAGAUUUGGUACUGUGAGAUGUGGCUAGUACGUAUUAACGGUGAUGGGUGCCACAAAUGUAAAAUGACACUAGUUCAGGGAUUUGAUUGCACUUUUGCUUUUCUUGACUAUAAAGACUCUUACACACAGAAUUAUUUAAGUGAGAAUAAAUAGAAGAAAAUGUGAAGGUUUAAAAAUUAGAGGGAUAAAGUAUAUUUAAUAUUGACAUCAUACAGUGAUGACAAACCUUUGCUGGCAUUCAGCUCAGCUCACACUGCAUCUACAAUAUUUUCUUCAACUACUGACAUAUUAAGCAAUAACUUCAUGUCCUCUGUUCAUCUGGUGGCAUGAAGUUUAGAAUUUCAAAUUAAGCUAACAUACUUUAAUUAUUAAACUAAAUGGUUUUCUCUAGUAUCAUGAUGAUGAUCAUACUAUCAGUGUAACACUAUCUGACAAAUGAAUUUCAUGCAAGUGGGCAAUAUAGUUCUGGUACUAAAAAUUGUUUUUCACAUGUUUACACUACAUUCUUCAUACUGAAUCUCUCCACUAAAUGGAACUUUGUAAGAACAGUGCCAUCAUUUUGCAUUUUCCCUUAUCUUCUAUACACAUGUGAUUAUCAAAUUUUAAAAGGGCUUUAUGUAAAAAACCAAGAACACUAUGGAAUUGUAAUUUUUUUCUAAAUAUUUUAAAAUGGGUAACACAAUCAUACAAGUUUAUGUACUAAUACAGUUACAAUAAAAAUGCCAGAAAAUGGUGCUGGCAUUAAUUGGAUUUUAAUGACUGAAUGGAACAAUUUUCCUUGUAAUAACAUUUGUAUAGUAAAGAAAUAAAACACUAACUUAAUGAGUUUGUUCAUUGUAAAUGGUUGUGUAUUAUAGAACUUCUCCAGAAAGAGUUUCUGUAUGUAUAUGAAAUUUUUAUUUUUAAUCGUCUUUCACCUCAAGACAUUGAUAUGGAUCUUACCCUAACAAGAAGUUCAAAGUUCACAUUACACUUUUUAUAUAAUAGUAAUAAGUUUAUAAAAAUACUUAAUUACAUAAUUAAAGUAUGGCAUUGUGGAA
Messenger RNA from Gopherus evgoodei (Goodes thornscrub tortoise), 3989 nucleotides. It is a transcript of the gene YES1, whose product is annotated as YES proto-oncogene 1, Src family tyrosine kinase. The record is from RefSeq and is a predicted model, not a curated record. Gene Ontology annotation, biological process: protein phosphorylation; cell surface receptor protein tyrosine kinase signaling pathway; innate immune response. Gene Ontology annotation, molecular function: signaling receptor binding; ATP binding; non-membrane spanning protein tyrosine kinase activity. Bases 352 to 1977 code for a protein of 541 amino acids. The transcript is spliced from 13 exons. Gene Ontology annotation, cellular component: extrinsic component of cytoplasmic side of plasma membrane. Lineage: Eukaryota; Metazoa; Chordata; Testudines; Testudinidae.